Racocetra persica is the source of this 145-nucleotide messenger RNA. The record is from the annotation of a GenBank genome assembly. NCBI's taxonomy places the organism in Eukaryota, Fungi, Glomeromycota, Glomeromycetes, Diversisporales, Gigasporaceae.
AUGAAAAUCUUAACCAUUGGCGAUAUCUUUGGAGAAACCGGCCGGCAAGUCAUUAAAAAUUAUCUCCCCCAAUUAAAAAAAGAAUAUCAAAUUGACCUAACUGUUGCCAAUGUAGAAAAUACUACUCACGGCAAAGGAAUAUCCC